GCGGAGCUGCGAGCCUGGACCAUGUCUGCCGCCGGCCUGGCGCCUCUGCUCGCGCUGCUGGCGCUGCUGGCGCUGUGCGCCGCCGUCAUCCGCCCGACCAGGCCGAGCCUCAGCUUCACGGACACGGAGCUGUGCCUGGGGUGCAUCUGCGAGGCGACGUCCAACUGCAACCUGACGGUGGGCUGCGUGCGGGGGCUGUGCGGCCCGCUGCUGAUAGCGCGCGACUACUGGCUGCAGGCCGGGUCCCCCACCGUGGGCGCAGCGCGUCGGCGCGGCGGCUCAGAUUAUGAGAAGUGUGUUCAAGACCCAACAUGUGCUGCUACAACAGUUAAAAACUACAUUGGUCGCUAUGCACAGGACUGCAAUCAAGAUGGCCGGUUCGACUGUGACGAUGUCGCCCGCAUCCAUUACCUCGGAGGAACACAGUGUUACUUAAGGAUAGAGCACACAGGUUACUACCGCGUGUUCAAGCAGUGCAUGGACAAUGUACGACAGUUCAUCACUUAUGACCCUUCCUUUACGUUGUAAAUUAUAAAUAAAAUAUUGUUACAAAA
Molecule: messenger RNA, 554 nt
Organism: Bacillus rossius redtenbacheri
Lineage: Eukaryota; Metazoa; Arthropoda; Insecta; Phasmatodea; Bacillidae
Product: invertebrate-type lysozyme 3-like
Exons: 4
Coding region: 22-528 (168 amino acids)
Molecular function (GO): lysozyme activity
Source: RefSeq, a predicted model, not a curated record